This is a messenger RNA of Fulvia fulva, 1440 nucleotides long. RefSeq lists its product as uncharacterized. The record is from RefSeq and is a predicted model, not a curated record. Lineage: Eukaryota; Fungi; Ascomycota; Dothideomycetes; Mycosphaerellales; Mycosphaerellaceae. The coding region runs from base 1 to 1440 and encodes 479 amino acids. The transcript has 2 exons.
AUGGCGAUCGACAUGCCCGACAAUAUGCGCCCACCAAAAGGAAUCAACGCCGCCGCCUGGCAGUUCAUCGACCUGGUGAAUGAGAGCCACAAUAUCGUGACCGCGAGUGAUCUCUACGCAUAUCACGUACUACCAAGUAUUACUGCAGACCUCGAAGCCAUGGGCGUUACCCUCGAUCAAGAAUAUCAUGCUGAUUGCCAUGCCGAAACGCGAUGGAAGUUCCUCGAUGCUCAACAAAAAAAGUACUGGAAGAAGCGGGUCAAGGAGUACAGAGCUGGAUUUCUUCAACCUCUUGAGAGGAGCACAUACGAGUACUUCUGCGCUGAGCGCCACUCGAUGCAAGACGACGAUUGCAGUGACGCCGACGACUCUACACGCACCCUCGACGGCUCCUCGACACCGUUCAAGUUCCUUCGUACUAUCACGAAAGCUCAGGUCACAUCUGAUUUUGAGUCAGCUCAGAAGGUGACAUCAAAGUCGAGGGGCGAACCACCGAUGGAGAAGGCACGGCUACACCCCACUCGUUCUCCUGUCAGUCGUCCGACUUUCAACGCUUCGGCUGUCGCGAAGCUCGAAGCAGCUCUACAGGAAGCGGGUCCUAAAGCUCCAACGAACAACCCAGCACGCAGUACAUCAACUGUCAAGAAGGUUCGCACACCUGGUGCUCCAGUGGUAACCGCACCUCCAGCCAAGAACAAUACCAAGAAGGUGAAUGCACUUCGUGUCAGAGGUGUGCAAUACAGCAAGCACGAUGACGCGAUAGUGCACCUUCUUGGCGGACCUGCGAUGCAUUUACAGUGUCCAGACUAUACGACCGGCAUCUCCACCAUCCUUUGCGACAUUGCCAAGCGCAUGCAAAAGGAUACAACAUUGACGCUACGAGGACGCUAUCAUGGCGUGAGGAUCAACUUCGAUCCGCGUGCUAGCGAUGUCACCAGUAUCAGAGCAAGACUUCUGGCUGCAGAAGCGAACGGCGAGACGAUCGACCCGGGUCAGCGCAAGCUAUGGAACCCGAAAGCUAAGAUGGGAUUCGUGUUACGAUUCCUGGUGGACUGGAAUCGUAAUUCUCGUGCUUUCCAAGAUUGUACAUCGACCGGCAUCAAGCCAAAGACUGCUCAUCGCUGCAUGAAUGAGUAUACCUCGCGCUGGACUUGGCUCGAAUGCUUGGCUGGCGUGAUUGGUCCAGUCACCUACGCACGACGCGACGUUGUGAUCUGCACCAUCAUGCAGCUCCUGCGUGAGCGAGCGAAGCAGCUGUGUCCUGCUGCGUUGACGACUGGUGUGUAUGGCCUCUUGGAGCAUGAUGGCAACUUUGGGCGUCAGCUUUCUUCCUGCUUCACCUACACGACACUAUCAUCAGAGGAGUACUGUGACUUGAUGGAACAGAAGAUGUUCGACCUGGGCCGCAAGUACAACAUACUCUAUCUGACGGAGAGAUGA